CUCAAGCGAGGUGCAGACUCAGCUUGUGGCGAUGACACGGGAACUCUCAAAGACCUCAUUGCUUCUUGGGUAAAUAUUGAGUACUGUCCAACUCCACUCAUAAGGACCGACGACAAGCACCAUCGAGGUUUCGCGAGCGAUGCGUGCGGUAAACUGCUCUGCCCAGCAGAAUGGCGCUGGGAGGACCCAGCUGGCAUUCAUGACCGUACAAUCGCUUUUAUCGUUUCUGAGAAUUCAUGGCCGUCAUUCAUGUAUGAGAACUAUGAAGCUGACGCCAAGAAUCUGGAGCGCAGUCUUUUCAAGUCGAGGCUGCUGCUCAUCGCAUUGCAGGGGUUAAAAGCCAUCUUUACAUCUCCCUCAUCUGCCAAUGAAGUGGAUGGUGAGGGUGAGGUGAAGACAUGUGUUGCCUCUAUCAUAGGUAUGAGGAAGGUGACUCCUCGCGCAAUCACGUAUGCAGCUUGUCAAAUUCGAUUUGCACUUUCCAACCUCACCUCCUGGCACACAGUGGACGGAGACUUUGACUAUCAUAUCUUCUGGAACAACAUCGUAGAUUUCUUCGAA
This is a messenger RNA of Suillus paluster, 561 nucleotides long. RefSeq lists its product as uncharacterized. NCBI's taxonomy places the organism in Eukaryota, Fungi, Basidiomycota, Agaricomycetes, Boletales, Suillaceae. The annotation marks the transcript as partial. The transcript is spliced from 5 exons. The record is from RefSeq and is a predicted model, not a curated record.